GUUGUAUUGAUCUGUUUAUUGUCUAAGUCCCUUGAUUUGCGCCAGCGUAGCACUUUAGGGGCACAAUCAGGGGAACAUCAAGACGUGGGAUGGAAGAAGCUGAAGUUGAAUUCUCAAUACCGGAGUCACAAUCAGCGGUAUCCUCCUCGCAAGACAAUGAGAAUCGUUCUAUCAAGGAAAAGAUCAAUCAUAUUUCUAAGAAUUGCGUGUACUCAUGCCGUCUCUGCAGAACGGUGCUCUUUUAUGAAAGCGAAGUGUUACAGCAUUUUCCUAAGGCAGAAGAAGCGGGACAACAUCCAUUCCGACGAAUACCUGUCCCUGAUCGAAAUGGUGUAGGAGAGGAAAGGCUAUGCACCAGCUACUUUUUAGACCCAGACAUAACCCCAUGGGUAGCAAAAGAAAGCCGUGACGCGACAGCCUUUGGUGAGGCGGUAGCACCAGAUACACUUUACUGUCCUAACCCUGCCUGCCGCGUCAAGUUAGGGACACAAUCGUGGGCGGGAACACGGUGCUCAUGUGGGGCAUGGGUGACACCAGCCUUCAAGAUAUUGGGAAAAUGUGUGGAUAGAUUGAACGUUGAUGCGUAAAAUCGAAUGCGCUGUCGUUUACACGGAUCUCCUCCUUCCUUGGAUCAGUAAGAGAGACAUGUAGCGUAAAAGGGUAUAAUCUAAUUUAA
Phytomonas sp. EM1 is the source of this 676-nucleotide messenger RNA. Lineage: Eukaryota; Euglenozoa; Kinetoplastea; Trypanosomatida; Trypanosomatidae. The record is from the annotation of a GenBank genome assembly.